AUGAGUUGGUCUUCCUGUGGUAGUAGUAGUGUUUACAGCUUGAGCUCAAGUAUUCUUGUGGCCAACGACCCAUCCUCGAAGCUUUCGAAGAGACGCUUCACACCCAAUAUUUCUCAACCGGGAUGGAAGCAAAGAAGAGAUUCUUCGCAUAAUAAUGGUGGAGUGUCAAAAGUUUUUGGUUACUAUGGCCUGAAAAGUCCGCCGUAUAAACUUGAUGCAUUAGAACCAUAUAUGAGUCAGAGGACACUUGAGGUGCACUGGGGUGUGCAUCAUCGUGGUUAUGUGGAAGCUCUGAACAAACAGCUGGAGAAAAAUGACAUAUUUUAUGGUUGUACCAUGGAUGAACUAAUCAAAGUUUUAUAUAACAAUGGCAACCCAUUUCCUGAAUUCAAUGAUGCUGCCCAGGUUUGGAACCAUGAUUUCUUUUGGGAAUCCAUGCAACCAGGAGGUGGCGACAUGCCAACAUUGGGCUUACUUCAGCAGAUCGAAAAGGAUUUUGGUUCAUUUGCCAAUUUCAAGGAGAAGUUUACAGAGGCAGCUCUCACAUUGUUCGGUUCGGGCUGGGUUUGGUUGGUCUUGAAGAGGGAGGCAAAAUCUCUGGCAAUUGUCAAAACAUCAAAUUCCAUCAACCCUUUAGUGUGGAAUGACAUUCCAAUCACGAGUUUGGAUAUGUGGGAGCAUGCUUAUUAUUUGGACUACAGGAAUGACAAGGCCAAGUAUGUUAAUACGUUUAUGAAUCACCUGGUAUCCUGGAAUGCAGCUGCUGUUCGUAUUGUUCGUGCACAAGCCUUCGUGAAUUUAGGCGAACCUAAGAUCCCGGUUGCAUGA
Messenger RNA from Fraxinus pennsylvanica, 828 nucleotides. The record is from the annotation of a GenBank genome assembly. NCBI's taxonomy places the organism in Eukaryota, Viridiplantae, Streptophyta, Magnoliopsida, Lamiales, Oleaceae.